AUGACACGGAAAUUUUCUGAUAGUAUAAUACAAAAUUUUAGGUAGAAUAACGUGAAUUUACGAAAAUAUCUGAAUAACGUUGAAAUCAAGAAAGCAAGCUAGUAGAACUUUUUCGUCAUUGGACAAUUAUACAUGUCACUCCUCCCCUCUCCCUUCUCUUGAUAUAAAUUUACUCUUAUCACGUGUUUACACCAAACCUAAUUUUUUUGUCGUCCUGCUCUUCUUCCUCCUCCUCGUGCUCCUCCGCCUCUUCCUCUUUUUACAAAGAGGUAGUAGUUUCGUAUCGAAAUUUUCUCCAAUCCCAAGACGGCACAUACACUUCUUUUUAUAUCCUUUCUUAAAAAAGAUCCAUGGAAAAUUAAUCACUAGAUAGAUGAUGACUCAUUUCCUUUUUUGAUUUAAUCAUCUGGUAUUCAGUAUUCAAAUGGCACGAUAAUCAAUCUUUGUGCAUAAGGAGGAGGUCUCUUCAUAUCGAAAAUUCUCCAAUUAAGAACUCUGAUUAAGAAUGAUGAGUCAUCAAUUUUGGCAAAUUAAAACAAUUAAGGUCAUCCCUAGAAAGUGGAAAGUGGUAAAAAAAGCAUCAAUCUUUAAGAAAAAGAUUAAAUCAAUUUGGGAAAAAAUUAGAGUUUGUUCAAAUGAAAAAUUUAAGAAGUACAAGAAGUUAUCCACAAAAAAUGUUUCUCAAGAAUUACAAGUUGUUAAUUCUGAGACUGUAAAUGUAAUUAGUGGUGAUGAUUCAGAUUUAGUUGCAUUGAAGAUUAGCAUUUUGGGUGAUUGUCAAAUUGGGAAAACAAGUUUUGUGGCAAAAUAUGUGGGUGAUGAACAAGAAAAGAAGAGCUUGCAAAUGAAUGGAUUAAAUUUAAUGGAUAAAACAUUAGUCAUUGAAGGUGCUAGAAUUGCAUUUACAAUUUGGGAUGUUGGAGGUGAUCAUAGUUCAUAUGAAAUAAUUCCAAUUGCUUGUAAAGAUGCAGUUGCAAUUCUCUUCAUGUUUGAUCUUAAUUGUAGAAAUUCAUUGAACAGUGUUAAAUAUUGGUACAUUCAAGCAAGAAAAUGGAAUAAGAGUGCUAUUCCCAUACUAAUUGGGACAAAAUUUGAUGAUUUUGUUCAACUUCCUUUAGAUAUUCAAUGGACUAUUGUCUCUCAGGCAAGAACAUAUGCAAAGGCAAUGAAAGCAACUCUAUUUUUCUCAAGUGCAACUCAUAACAUCAAUGUGAAUAAGAUCUUCAAAUUCAUUAUGGCAAAGCUCUUUAACUUGCCUUGGACUGUCCAAAGAAAUCUCACCAUUGGUGAGCCCAUUAUUGACUUCUAGAGAUCCAAGAAGACAUUGGUGUGUGAGUGGAGAAGAGUAGAAGGGCGGGCGGGACCAUGUAUCGUCAUUUCAAACCGUGGUUUGAUUGUUAUGGUGUAAAAGUCUGAUAUUUAAGUGGAGAAGGGUAGAGCGAGAAGAUUUUUAUCUACUGAAUUUCAAAUUGUGAUCUAGUUUGUUAUAUGUAUGUCAUGAGCUCGAAUCUUGGUACUAGUAAAAACCUAAUACAUAAGUAGAGAAUGGGAACGAGAACGACCUUAUUAUCUAUUGAAUUUCAAA
Messenger RNA from Solanum pennellii, 1585 nucleotides. Its product is annotated as septum-promoting GTP-binding protein 1-like. Gene Ontology annotation, molecular function: GTP binding; GTPase activity. The coding region runs from base 506 to 1309 and encodes 267 amino acids. The record is from RefSeq and is a predicted model, not a curated record. The transcript is spliced from 6 exons. NCBI's taxonomy places the organism in Eukaryota, Viridiplantae, Streptophyta, Magnoliopsida, Solanales, Solanaceae.